AUGAGUGUUGCUACCAUGGGAGAUCAUAGUAUUGCACGGAUAGUGGUUAUAGUGCUUUCAGUACUCCUCUUUCUGACUGUACUGGCAUUCAAUGCAAUGGCAGGGCAAGGGAUUGGCCCCUUCCUACAAGGCACAGGAAAUGUGUCAGACAUGUAUGACACCGAAAUAACACCAUCAGGGUGGACAUUCUCUAUCUGGGGCAUCAUUUACACCUGGUUGACUGCAAUGCUUGUCUACAUCUUUACUGGUCUUUGCAGAAGGAAUGCUUACGGGUUGAUGUACUGCAGCCCUGCUGUCUUACCCUAUGGGUUCUUUGUAGCUUGGAUCAUAAACAUGACUCUAAACAUAGUCUGGCUGUUCCUGUGGGACAGAGAACUGAUGACACCUGGACUCAUUGUGCUAGCACUGGUUGCCUUCACAAACUACCUGAUGAUUUUCUUCUCCUGUGUUGGGCUCAAAGCAUAUGGUGCCUGGCUUUUCAAAUAUCAUGACGUGGAUCUCUGGUGCCUUCGAAUGCUGGUACAGAAUGGCAUUGGUGUGUACACAACAUGGACGACAAUAGCCACAUUGAUCAACCUCUGCAUUGUGCUGCACUAUAAUGAGGGGGUGUCCAAGUCAGAUGCAGGCACAGUGUCCCUUUCCAUCCUACUGACUGCACUUACGGCCUGGUUUGUUUUGGAGAACUUUGUUGUGGAGAAGCAUGUGCGGUACAUUAUCACCAUCUACCCAGUGGUGAUCAUGGCUCUAACAGGAAAUAUGACAAAGAAUUUUGACAGUACCAAGCCCAGUCGCAAUGGGAUUUUCAUAGCGGUGCUGUUGGCAAUAGCUUGCAUGAUGUUUAUGGUACGUGUUAUGUUGGUGGUCUGGAGACACCGAAGCCAGCCCCUCUACAAGGGAAUGAGCACCGAGGAGGUGAUGUCACCGAUGGAGAUAGCUGAAAAGCAGAAAAGAAUUUUCACUUAG
Megalops cyprinoides (Indo-Pacific tarpon) is the source of this 963-nucleotide messenger RNA. RefSeq lists its product as uncharacterized. The transcript has 8 exons. The coding region runs from base 1 to 963 and encodes 320 amino acids. The record is from RefSeq and is a predicted model, not a curated record. Lineage: Eukaryota; Metazoa; Chordata; Actinopteri; Elopiformes; Megalopidae.